AUGGGUAUCGAAGAAAUAGUGGUUGUGAGGAUACACACCAUCACAGCUGGAGUAAAUAUACCAUGGUCGAUCAAAGAGAGCGAGAAGUCACCACAGAAAAUAUGUUUCACGUGCACAGAACCUGUAUCCAUUGUUACCAUUACUCCGACCUACUGCUCGGCUUGUUUUGAUGCUUGGGAGGACGGGUCCGGCAAUUGCGUAUACUACCUCCCCAGAACUACCAUCUUGAAUUACAUCAGAGCUUCGUCUUAUAAGAUCAACGUUAAAUGCGAGGACAGUGGAUCCCCAGUAACAGCAACAGUCAACCUGAACGUUAUACCCAAUUUCCCGCCAACAUUUGACGAGGAGUCUGGUCAAAUUAUCUCCCUUGAUACGACUUUAAAAGCUGGAAGCCUUGUCAAGACGAUCGCGUUCACUGAUGCAGAUGACACCAUAUAUACCUUUACCUUAUCCGAAUCUCCGAAUAACGGAUUCUUCCGAAUUACAAAUACUGGUGAGAUACGAGCUAUCAAAGACUUGAACACAUUCUGUGAAGAGGAGACAGUGGAGAUAUCACUCUCUGACAAUCACAACGCUCCUGUAUAUUUCUCGAUUAGAUACGACCCAGGCAGCAAUGUGCGACCUGUCCUGAAGGACUGGAACAGGAUCAUCAACUAUCCAGAAAACAAAUUGGUGGUCCUAUACAUCGAUGACAAGCUGGCAGAUGGCAAUGGUUCGUCGUGUAUCGUCCGGUCGAAUCCACCAGGACUCUCGGAUCUUGGUGGUGAUUUGUCCAUGGGGUAUUGUCCGAAUGGCGUAAAUGCAAGAUCAAGAGUAACGAUAACAAAUCCUUCAAAAUACAACUUCGAGACGGACCCUCCUAUUAAUCUGACGCUGCAGUACGCCAACGGCAACUGCCCUUCCAAUACUCGCUGGUUGGCCAUCAACUGGUUGGAUGUACCCGAGAGACCAACCUUAGAGGUCACCAAGCCGGAAUACAACGCCAAUGAAGGAUUUGUAAAAGUGAAACCCAAUUAUGUAAUCACAGACGAAGACCUAAACGAGAAGCACACGUUCCGUUUUACUGGCAGUGUUAACAAUAAUUUUGAUAUCGAUGCGAACACUGGCAAAAUCUUCACAAAAACGUAUCUGGCAGCUACUUCUGAAGUUGACAUCUACACGUUUAAUGUAAAGGUCGCAGAUAAAGACGGAUUGGAAUGUCUAUUUGCUGUUACGAUCACUAUCCGAGUAGCAGAUGUGAAUGAUCAUGCACCGGUGCUAGGCACGGUUCCUGAGAGGUACCAAGCUACAGAAUGUAAUGGUCCACAGAAGUUCCUCACAGUGACUGCCACUGACGAUGACUUUGGUAUUAAUAAGAAGUUCAAGUUUGUAGCCACAACAUCUGGGAGUCUGUUCAUCAACGAAGCUGGUGAACUGUAUUUGAUCAAACCAGUAAUUCCAGGUCAGCAGGAUAUCUUGAAUGUCCAAGCAGUAGAUCGAGGCGAACCAGCCCUCUUCAGUGCUAAAAAGACGGUGACCCUUUACGGUAUAAACUGUCCGACAACACCAACGGUACCACCACCACCUACCACGCCUCUAUACGUACCUCCACCUACUCCUCCGCCUACGACUACACCAACGACGACGACUGAAACGCCACAGUCUGAGGGAGCAAGUACUAUGGUACAUUUUUGGUUACUUAUUGCUGUGUUAUCAUUGAAUCUUUUGGUAUAGUGUAAUCAACGUCGCACAAUACCCCCCCUUACUACUACAUUUCACAUCCACAUUCAAAUGAGGAUUUUUGGUUACAAAAAUUGAUAUACCUUUCGGACAUUAUUGACGGUAAUAUGUAAACAUUCUCUGAUUUCAUUCAAAGGAUUCCAAUAAAAGUCCUAU
Messenger RNA from Lottia gigantea (owl limpet), 1875 nucleotides. RefSeq lists its product as hypothetical. The record is from RefSeq and is a predicted model, not a curated record. The transcript is spliced from 9 exons. Gene Ontology annotation, cellular component: plasma membrane. Bases 1 to 1713 code for a protein of 570 amino acids. Gene Ontology annotation, biological process: homophilic cell-cell adhesion. Gene Ontology annotation, molecular function: calcium ion binding. Lineage: Eukaryota; Metazoa; Mollusca; Gastropoda; Lottiidae.